Messenger RNA from Colletotrichum orchidophilum, 789 nucleotides. RefSeq names its product ribosomal protein L32. Lineage: Eukaryota; Fungi; Ascomycota; Sordariomycetes; Glomerellales; Glomerellaceae. The record is from RefSeq and is a predicted model, not a curated record. Gene Ontology annotation, molecular function: guanyl-nucleotide exchange factor activity. The transcript has a single exon. Gene Ontology annotation, cellular component: Golgi to plasma membrane transport vesicle; cell tip. The coding region runs from base 1 to 789 and encodes 262 amino acids. Gene Ontology annotation, biological process: exocytosis.
AUGAGCGCGACAAUGACAAUGACUGCCGCGCACCCGCCGCCCCCGCCGCCAACCCUCUCCCUUUCAACAGACCGAUCCGAGCAACACUCCUGCCCCUCCUGCGGCGUCGUCCUCGAAGCCCCGCCGGCCCUCCUCGAAGCCCAGUCCCGCAUCGCCGACCUCGAAGCCCAGGUCCGCCUCCUCAAUCAGAAGGCCGCCGCCGCCGUCGACCGCUGGGCCGAUUACGAAGACGAGCUCACCCGCCUGCGCGUCGCCGCCUCCCAGACCUCCACCGCUUCGCCCGCGGCCCUGGCUCCCGCGUUACCCCUAGCCCCCACCCCCUCGCCGACCCGCACCAGCUUCCUGAGCGGUGGCGCGAACAGGCUGUCGCAGCUCCUCAGCCCGCGGGGCAUGAAGUCCACGCCGAACCUACGGACGCCGUCACCGCCGCCGCCGCCAGACGGCCCCGCGUCGACGGAGGAUUUGCGGGAGGCGCUGGGCAGGGAGCAGAAGAUGAGGAUGGCGGCGGAGAGCAGGCUGAGCACAACGAGCCAGGAGGUGGAGGAGCUCAGCGUCAGCCUGUUUGAGCAGGCCAACGAGAUGGUCGCGACGGAGCGGCGGGCGCGGGCGAAGCUCGAGGAGAGGGUCGAGACGCUAGAGAAGCGGGACAAGGAUAAACUGCGGCGGUUGGACCGGCUCGAGGGGGCCGUGGGGAGGAUCGAGAGGGUCAGGUCGCUGCUGGGGGAGAUGAAUGCCAGAGAUGAGGGUGUUAGGCAGGCGGCGGAGCAGAAGAGGGCUUCGCAACCGUGA